GAUAUCGAUGGUGUCGGGCAAAAGUACCACCUAGAAUUGGUGUUGGAAGACCUCCUUGACAAAGACAGUACUGUUAACUGCACUGCUGAAGUUCUUUAUCAUCUGGGCAACAACAUUCCUCCAGAUGUGCAAUUCACAAUUGAAGGAGAACUUAAGAAUGCAGAGGAAGCAGAUAACAUAUUCUACAAUCGAAUCAAGAGCCUGGAAAAAGAGCUUGUGGCAGAAAACAUACCAGACAGCCACGGCAACGUGUCCCCAGAAAUGGAGCCUGUCCACCUGCUAGCGUGGGUGGCCUCUGGCUACGUGAUAUGGCAGAACUCUACUGAAAACACCAAGUUCCAACUUGCCCAAAUUAAACAUGUGAAGCAAGUGAAAAGAAGUGAUGAAUAUCUUGAAUUUGACUACACGAUUCUACUUCACGAAAUGGUGUCCCAGGAGAUCAUUCCCUGGCAAAUGACAGUUCUCUGGCACCCACAGCACGGUGUUCAAGUAACACAGGACAGCCGUCAGCCAAAACACGCAUCGGAAUGA
Balearica regulorum gibbericeps (East African grey crowned-crane) is the source of this 531-nucleotide messenger RNA. NCBI's taxonomy places the organism in Eukaryota, Metazoa, Chordata, Aves, Gruiformes, Gruidae. The record is from RefSeq and is a predicted model, not a curated record.